AUGAGCUCUAGACCAAAGUCUCGACUUUGGAAGGAUUUGAAGAGGCUGAAUAAACUGAUCUGGGUUACCUUCUUCUUUGGAAUUUUGAUUUGGACUUUGAAACCAAACCGACGCCAAUAUGACCCGAUGAUCGACCUUCAUUCUCUCGAACACUCUUCUGGUCUAGAAAUCACCGGAUUUGAAUACUGUAAUCAAUUGAAUGGCUCCAGAUUCUUGAACGUGGCCAGCCCGUUUGGGACUAUAGGAAAGUCAUCAUUUCCUAAACGAUUUGACGCAGAGGCUCGUAAAUUAGAAGGUCUCUUGCAAACGGGUCGGUUUGAAUCUGAGAGCUUGCGAAAGCUCUCUUGCUAUUUGUUGGCAACAGGUCGUGCACAUAGCAACUCUGUCAACUUAAUUCAGGCUUUUGAGCCCAGCACAUACUUUCCGAUGGUAUCCUAUAAACCCUCAAAGCUACAACGAGCCAAGCAUCGAAUGGCGUUUGUUAUACUGGCGCACAAUAUAAACCAGCUGAAUAAUUUGAAAAUCAUUAUAAAGGAACUCGUUUCUGACCAGCCACACUCCAUUGUAAUGAUUCACGUGGACAGCCGUGAAGCUGAACUUGGACGGCGCCUUGAAUCUUGGGCCGAGCAGUAUUUCUUACAAUCGUCCCGAGUAAUAGUUAAUAGUAGACAGAUUCGGUCAACGUGGGGUAGUGCGCAACUAGUAUUUGCAACUUUAGAUUGCUUUUUCAAACUCUUGGAUGUUUCUGAAUUCGAUUAUAUCAUAAAUCUGUCUGCGAAUGACUAUCCACUUUUAAGACCUGAUGCCAUGUAUGCUAAUUUGAAAGCUGAUGAAAGGAACGGUCAUCGGCAGUCUUGGAUUGGUGCCAGAAAAGCUGAAGAAUUCGCAGACAGAUGGUCCAAACCGUUUGUCUUCACCUCAAAGGAUCAAAUAGAACCUAUUCAAUGGCAUCAUGCUGGAAAGGCAUUUCAUCAUACCUUAGCUUUCGAUAUAUUCAAGCACCCUCAAUGGGUUGUGCUAUCCCGAGAUCAUGUUGAAGCCUUUCGAACCGAUCAACGAUUGAUAGCUUGGCUUGCUUUUUGUGAUUACAUCUUUAUACCCGAUGAGAUCUAUUUUGGAACUGGGUUGAUGUCGAUCCAAGAGUAUGGAAACAAUACGAUUCCGAUCUCUAGAACUUUUGCGAAGUUUGAUCCUGGCAAUUAUCACCCAGUAUUUGUAGAUUAUCAACGAAGGCACAGUCUGCUGGUGGCAGAUCCGCCAGAUUUGAAUAAUAGUCUGGUGCCGUACCUGAUGGCACGAAAGAUUUAUAUAAGCAAGGAAGCCAAGCUACGAAAAUGGAUUGAUUAUAAGCUACGAGAUAACGAUUCUUCAGCUCCGUGUGAUGAGGAUGAUGUCUCUUUCAAAGAAACGUGCGUCGUUAAAGCACUGCAUAAUCUAUCUCAACAAGGGACUCCCAUCUUAGUACCUAUAAACAUAGCUUCAAGACCCUUAGCAAUGAAUCUCCAUUGCUCUCUCAGAAAGCUUGAUGGCACGAAUGUUUUGUUUUGGGCACUUGACGAGGUGACACACAACAGACUCCUCGAACAAGAUCUAAUGUCGUACCAUAAUCAAGCACGGUUUCGUCGAUUCCCAUAUGAAGUAACUUGGGCAGAUUAUGAGUUUGCCCAAUUUACAAGUGGGAAACCCUCGUUUUUAAAGUUGGCGCUGAAGCACGCAAGUCGUGGUAUUUGGAGUAUUGAUGCUGAUGUUGUCGUUUUGAAAGACUUGGAUCUCCUUAUCGAAGGAGAUGCUGAUCUGUAUGUCAUGAUGGAUAUGACGUCAAACCAGAGACAAUCACGUUUACCUCUGGUUUCGACGGGUGUAAUAUUUCUUCGAAACACGCCGGGAGCGUUUAGUAUUUUAGAGAAGAUGAUUGAGUACUCUCCAACGCUUCACGAUGAUGCAGUAGCACUCAACAAGGUUAUGGGAGACUCUUCGCUAGUGUCUGUGCAAGGACAUGAUGGCAAAUGGCUAUCAACACCAAAACGCCAGGGUUCAAGAAAGGCAGUAGUUCGACUAUUAUCUUCGUCGGCAAUAGUGAAUGGUCAUACAUUCAAUGCCACAAGCUUUGACAAAGGCUCGGUGACUGCGGUGCAUCUAAACGGAGUGCUUGACUACAAGGAUAAGAUACCGCCACGAAAACCAUAUAAUUCUAUAGGUAACUUUAAGAUCGUGAUGGAAGGCAAGAAGGAAGAGCGUGAAGAAUCUCCAAAACCUGCUCCCGGUCUACGGCAAAUAAUGAAGAAGAGUGUUUCUGGAAUCAGGUUCACGGCGCUUCUCGAGAACGCAACGCCAGACACUCAGGAUGCAGCACCGAUAGAGUCUCCUGAGCGACAUUUACACUGGGAAACGCCUGAUGCUCCCGUACAGGCUCGCUCCUCCAUGCCGAGACAAGAAGGCAAAAAAGAAAAGGUCACGGAUGUUCCGCAAGAUGCUAGUACAAAGGAACCGCUCAACGUCAAGGAAUCCACUCUGAAAGAGCCACAAAACAAAUUAAUCAUGAAGAGUGCCACAAUCAGUGAAUAUACAUCACGGAGUCCAAGUGUGAUGGAAUAUGAGAACAACGAAAGUAUGGAACACCGUCGUCGAGAAUCUGAAGCAUGGUUUACUCCCGCGCCACUUGCAACCACGCCAGCGCAUCCCAGCCAUACGUCAACUUCAAAUUCCAUGACCUAUGAAGUUGGGGGAGCACGAGAGAUUUCGGAAACGCUCUUAAUGAAAGUGGUCGAGAUGAAAUGGGGAUUCGCAGCAUUGGUUGUCAAUGUUAUUCUCAUCAUCUUUGUGAAGGAACUUGAGGCGUCCGUAUGGAUGCCAAUGAGUGUCUCGACGCUUACCGCUCUAGCUGCCGUGAUAUGGGAAGUGGUUUUGCUUUUCGCUAAUGUUUUGACACUGCUAGCCCUCAACGAUGCAGCAGCCGCUUAUUUCGGUUUCAGACUAUGCAGUAAAGGGGGGAUUUCUUUUGUGGUGACGGGAUUCCUUCAAGUCUCAACCUACAAAAAAUUCAAUUUUGCAUCAAACCUCUCGCUAAACUCGACUUGCAGAAGCCUGUUGGCGAAGAUUUCUCUGAUAUGGAUUUCAAUCGAAGCACUGAAGCUACUGACUCCAAUAAGUGCCACUGCACUUCGAACCAAGACCAAUCGUAUCGAGAGCGGGAGUGUGCACUGCAUCGUUUAUGAAGAAGUUGGAGCUCCUGCACUUGGUGUUGUGCGUUCAGAAGUGACAGCCGACUACACGACCGCUGUGAUGUCACCUCAAAUAAUUGGAGCGGUCAAUGAUGGCGAUGGUAUUGUAUCAUCUGGUUUCAGCACCGAUGUAUUCACAAACUGCUCGUGUACUCCGUUCGCAAAUUCCACUGGAUUCGAAGUAGUGGGAGUUCCUUUAUCUGCUUCAUCUUCACUUCUUAGUCGUUGGAGCGCUGUCACUUCUCCAAUUGGAUUUGGCAAUGUCAUUUUACACAAUUCGUCGGUCGUUACCAUCUACUCUGCUUUCAGUGGCCUUCCUAUAUGUGGAGGCAACAGUACAGCUUUUGUUCCUGUGUGUCGAACCACAUUUUCAAACCACUCACAGGCUAAAGUUUAUACUGACUACAUGACGGACGGUACAACCGCCUCCAUUGCUCAGAAGACGGUGGAGCUGCAGAAUAUCACAGGCCCAGCAAUUACUGAUCCUUGGCUCGUGUCAGCUUUGACGACCAUUCUGAAUGGACCGGCAAACACCAUAAAUCUUACACCAACCAUUCCAUCAGUUUUGUCCCCCUUACUAUGGUGGACUUCAGGGGACCUCAUAAGCGUUGACCCCAGUAUGAUUGAGGCCGGCUUAGAGACUACCUUCACAAUUCUGCUAAGAGCAGGAAUGCAACGUACCUAUGCAACUUCGGGGCAAUCAUGCAUUGUGCAAGUCAAUGAUCCUCAAUCUAGUGUCUUAUCCAUGGAGCCCUACGGUGUCUAUGUGACCAUGGUCUUUCUCAGCGUUCAGUUACUAUUCUCCAUACUUUCCCUUUGCUGCUUCUGUCAUUGGAUUUGGUCAGAAGUUCCUAUUUUCCCUGGAAUAAGAGCCAUGAGAGAGCCAAUUUGGUUGUAA
Messenger RNA from Synchytrium microbalum, 4119 nucleotides. RefSeq lists its product as uncharacterized. The record is from RefSeq and is a predicted model, not a curated record. Gene Ontology annotation, cellular component: membrane. Bases 1 to 4119 code for a protein of 1372 amino acids. The transcript is spliced from 18 exons. Gene Ontology annotation, molecular function: protein xylosyltransferase activity. NCBI's taxonomy places the organism in Eukaryota, Fungi, Chytridiomycota, Chytridiomycetes, Synchytriales, Synchytriaceae. Gene Ontology annotation, biological process: heparan sulfate proteoglycan biosynthetic process; chondroitin sulfate proteoglycan biosynthetic process.